Trematomus bernacchii (emerald rockcod) is the source of this 1138-nucleotide messenger RNA. It is a transcript of the gene rabggtb, whose product is annotated as Rab geranylgeranyltransferase subunit beta. NCBI's taxonomy places the organism in Eukaryota, Metazoa, Chordata, Actinopteri, Perciformes, Nototheniidae. Gene Ontology annotation, biological process: protein geranylgeranylation. Gene Ontology annotation, cellular component: Rab-protein geranylgeranyltransferase complex. The coding region runs from base 55 to 1050 and encodes 331 amino acids. The record is from RefSeq and is a predicted model, not a curated record. Gene Ontology annotation, molecular function: Rab geranylgeranyltransferase activity. The transcript is spliced from 9 exons.
CCAAAAAGAAAACAGAAGAAGAAGAAGUAGCCUGAUCAUGCGAACAUCUCCAGAAUGGGUACCCAAGUGAAAGAUGUCAUCAUUAAGCCUGACGCCCCCAGCUCUCUGCUGCUGGACAAACAUGCAGACUACAUCGCGGCCUACGGCUCCAAAAAGGAUGACUAUGAGUACACACUGUCAGAGUACCUGCGGAUGAGCGGCAUCUACUGGGGGCUGACGGUGAUGGACCUGAUGGCGCAGCUGCCCCGGAUGAACCGGCCGGAGAUCGUAGACUUCAUCAAAUCCUGUCAGCACGAGUGUGGAGGCCUCAGCGCCAGCAUCGGACACGACCCCCACCUGCUCUACACCCUCAGCGCCGUGCAGAUCCUGUGCUUGUAUGACAGUGUGGAUGCUCUCGAUGUGGACAAAGUGGUGGAGUACAUCAAAGGGCUGCAGCAGGAAGACGGAUCCUUUGCAGGAGACAAAUGGGGAGAAAUAGACACCAGAUUUUCCUUCUGUGCUGUUGCGACACUUGCGUUACUGGGCAAGAUGGACAAAAUAAAUGUUGACAAAGCUGUGGAGUUCAUCCUGUCCUGUAUGAACUUUGACGGGGGUUUUGGCUGCAGACCGGGUUCAGAGUCUCACGCUGGUCAGAUCUACUGCUGCGCCGGCUUCCUGUCGCUCACCGGCCAGCUGCACCAGGUGAACGCUGACCUGCUGGGCUGGUGGCUCUGCGAGAGGCAGCUGCCGUCCGGAGGCCUGAACGGACGCCCGGAGAAGCUUCCGGAUGUGUGCUACUCGUGGUGGGUUUUAGCAUCUCUUAAAAUCAUUGGUAGGAUCCACUGGAUCGACAAGGCCAAGCUGCGAUCGUUUAUUCUGGCCUGUCAGGACGAGGAGACCGGAGGCUUUGCCGACAGACCGGGAGACAUGGUGGAUCCUUUCCACACUCUGUUUGGAAUCGCAGGUCUCUCUCUUCUCGGGGACGAGCAGAUAAAGCCGGUGAAUCCGGUUCUGUGCAUGCCGGAGGACGUCCUGCAGAGGGUCCGCCUGCAGCCCGACAUCCUCAGCUAGCCCACGACACCAUCACAACAACACACACACGCACACACUCACACACAUACACACACACACACACACACACACACACACACACACACAC